AUGCCUGAGAACAAUGAACAUAUUCCUCGCUCCGCUUCCUCAUCAGGCACUAAUAUCGCUCUCAUCCUCCUUGCUGGCAUGAUGUACCAGGAAUGA
Molecule: messenger RNA, 96 nt
Organism: Sclerotinia sclerotiorum 1980 UF-70
Lineage: Eukaryota; Fungi; Ascomycota; Leotiomycetes; Helotiales; Sclerotiniaceae
Exons: 1
Coding region: 1-96 (31 amino acids)
Source: RefSeq, a predicted model, not a curated record